Molecule: messenger RNA, 3142 nt
Organism: Erythranthe guttata (spotted monkey flower)
Lineage: Eukaryota; Viridiplantae; Streptophyta; Magnoliopsida; Lamiales; Phrymaceae
Gene: CTR1
Product: Protein kinase superfamily protein
Biological process (GO): protein phosphorylation
Molecular function (GO): ATP binding; protein serine/threonine kinase activity
Source: RefSeq, a predicted model, not a curated record
UCCGUACCUUAUUGCUAAUAAAUAAUAAAUGAUGGACUUUUUAGCUAAUUCCCAUAAUAUAAAAUCUAAGGAAAAUACAAAAAAGAUUACACUACUUAACAAAAACAUCCCCUCUUUCCGACAAUCCGGAGGGAGAGGAUGAAAGGUAGAGAGAGAAACUCAGCCAACUUUUAAGAGAGAGAAAUAAAAGCCUUAUGAAACAGCCGAUACCUCAAGCCAUGGGCGGUGCUUCGGUUUCUGUGAAUUCUGUGUGAUUUUAGAUCACUUGGCCGGAGAAAUCAAUGGAAAUGCCUGGUAGACGAUCCAAUUACACUUUACUCAGCCAAAAUCCCGAGGAGCAGUACUAUCACCACGCGCCGCCUAAGCAGCCCAAACUCGCCGCCGGCGGAGGCGGACCAUUGGCUCAGCAGCCUUCCUACUACGAGUCUCACUCCGGCGAGGGUAAUAAACUCAAGUCUGAAUGGGACGCGGUUGAUCAUCGAACCGCGCAGGCGCAAUCGCAGCAGCAGAGCCGGAUCGGAGGUUUUGGAUUGCAGAAGCAGUCGAGCGGGAGCAGUUUCGCCGAGAGCUCUGUGUCGGGGGAUUAUUACGUGCCGUCACUUUCGAAUCCCGAGAUUGGUGGUGGUGGCCAUUUCAGUGACGGCGGCGGCGGCGAAUUCAGGGUGAAUACGGCGGAGGUUUCUGCCGGAGGCUCGUCUUUUUCGAAGAGCUGGGCGCAGCAGACGGAGGAGAGCUACCAAUUGCAGCUGGCGUUGGCUCUUCGUCUGUCAUCGGAAGCUACCUGUGCCGACGAUCCUAAUUUCUUGGAUCCUGUACCUGAUGAAUCCGUAUCCGCCUCUUCUUCACCGUCCGCCUCCGCUGAGGCGAUUUCUCAUCGAUUCUGGGUAAAUGGCUGUUUAUCAUACUCCGACAAAGUUCCAGAUGGGUUUUGCAUGAUUAAUGGGAUGGAUCCAUAUGUUUGGUCUAUGUGCUCUGAUCAUAAGGAAAGUGGCCGCAUUCCAUCCCUCGAAUCGUUAAGGACUGUUGAUCCCACCAUUGCCUCUACAGUUGAAGUGAUUUCGGUAGAUCGACUAGGUGACCCCAGCUUGAAAGAGCUGCAGAACCGAAUUCAUAACUUGUCAUCUAUUUGCAUCACUACGAAAGAAAUUGUUGACCAGCUUGCGAAGCUAGUUUGCAAUCAUAUGGGUGGCGCAGCUUCCAAUGGGGAAACUGACUUAGUUAGCAUUUGGAAGGAGUGCAGUGAUGACUUAAAAGACUGCCUGGGUUCCAUUGUGCUUCCUAUUGGCAGUCUGUCCAUCGGACUAUGCAGACAUCGUAGUCUGCUAUUCAAAGUUUUAGCUGAUAUUAUUGGCUUACCUUGUCGAAUUGCAAGAGGAUGUAGAUAUUGCACGCGAGAAGAUGCUUCAUCAUGCCUUGUUCGAUUUGGGCUUGACAGGGAGUAUCUUAUUGAUUUGAUUGAGAAACCAGGAUUCUUACACGAGCCUGAUUCGUUGCUGAAUGGUCCUUCUACAAUCUCGAUUUCUUCACCAUUACGCUUUCCGCGAUUUAGGAAGGUGGAACCUACAGUUGAUUUCAGGUUGUUGGCCAAACAGUUUUUCUCGGACUUUCAAUCACUUAAUAUUGAGUUCGAUGAUUCUUUAGCAGCUGGAACUGCUAUAGAUGGAGAUACUGGUGUUUCCAUGUACCCUAAACAAUCAGAGGCAACUUACAUGGAUAGAACCAGCUAUCCACCAAGCUCAAGCAAUAAAGAGGAAAUUUCUAGCAUGCCAUUUCACACAAAUUCGUGGAUAAAGGUUAGAGGUAAAGAGCAAUUGCUCUCAAAGCCAACUAAUGCGCAGGAUGUUGUAAGCUCCACAAACUUAGUCAAAGGUUCGAUCCCUUUGAAGCUUAUUCCUCCAACUGGGAAUCACGCUAUUCAUCCACUUAUCUCUCUGCUGAAUCCAAGAGUAGUUACAAAUAACGAUAUGAUGUUUGGUGAAGGAGGUCAAUUAGUUUCAUCUAGAAGAAGUGAAUUUACAUUUGAUGUUGACGAUCUCAAUAUCCCGUGGAGUGAUCUUGUCUUGAAAGAGAAAAUUGGGGCAGGUUCUUUUGGAACAGUCCAUCGUGCUGAGUGGAAUGGUUCUGAUGUUGCUGUGAAGAUUCUCAUGGAACAAGACUUCCAUCCAGAGAGAUUCAAUGAAUUUUUACGAGAGGUCACAAUUAUGAAAAAAUUGCGCCAUCCAAAUAUUGUGCUAUUUAUGGGUGCUGUAACUGAACGACCGAACUUAUCGAUAGUAACAGAAUAUUUAUCAAGAGGUAGUCUGUUCAGACUUUUGCAUAACCUUGGUGCAAGAGAGGCGCUGGAUGAGAAACGUCGGCUGAGCAUGGCUUAUGAUGUGGCAAAGGGUAUGAACUAUCUUCAUAAACGCAAUCCUCCUGUUGUUCAUCGGGACUUGAAAUCUCCUAAUCUUUUAGUUGAUAGAAAGUAUACUGUGAAGGUCUGUGAUUUUGGCCUUUCCCGUUUUAAAGCAAACACAUUUCUUUCAUCCAAAUCUGCUGCUGGAACUCCUGAGUGGAUGGCACCUGAAGUGCUUCGUGAUGAACCAUCAAAUGAAAAAUCAGACGUAUACAGUUUUGGUGUAAUUUUAUGGGAGCUGGCGACAUUGCAGCAACCCUGGGGUAACUUGAACCCUCCACAGGUUGUGGCAGCUGUUGGUUUUAAGGGAAAAAGGCUUGAAAUUCCACGAGAUGUGAAUCCUCAAGUAGCAGACCUUAUUGAAGCUUGCUGGACCGACGAACCUUGGAAGCGGCCUUCCUUUUCCAGUAUCAUGGAAUCUUUGAGAGUACUAUUGAUCAAGUCUCCUCCGCCAACUCAGCAAGGUCGUUGAAAGGCCUUUGCUCACUUGAAACUGCAGGUUCUCCCAGUGUACAUUGUAAUCCGCCACGAGAGAAUACAUUUCAUUCUUGAAGUUGCUUACAAAACUGUAUAGCUGCAAAAACUGUAUGUGCGAGGUAUGAUAAUAAUGUAAGGAGUUCUUAAACAACACUCUUGAUGACGAUAAAGUUUCUUUGAACAGGAAAAUUGGGAAAAUUUAGUCCUGUAAAUUGAAAACAAAUAAACUGCAAUCCUUUAAUUUUGAUGAUAAUUACAGUUUUAGGAAAA